AUGGAUACACCAAUUUCACCAAAGACAAAGACAGUCGAGCCCGUGGCCACUAUCGCCAGAAACAAUAGCACUGCUUCGUUGUUGACUCCUAGUUCUACCCCAACCACAAAACAAGACCCAACUACCCCAACUGUUUCAACUAUUCCCGUCUCCCCUAUCAAUUCAUACUACUACACAUCCCAUUUAACGAAAUCUCAAUUCAAUUCGAUCUUGGUCAACUGUACCAUCAACUUGAUUAAGAUUUUGUACUCUGAGUCCAAAAUCAAUGAAACAAAUCUUUCCAUUUUCAUUGUUGAGAUUCUCAAGCGGUCAAAAACGUCAAUUCAAACCCUCCAACUUGCUUGUUUUUACUUGACUAAGCUUAUCAACAAGAAAGAGAAGAUUACUAUUACCGAUCCUAAGAAACUCUUUCUUGGUUUAGUCAUUUUGGCUUCUAAAUUCAACCAAGACUAUAACUACUCCUUCAAGUCCUGGCUCAAGAUUUGUGGCUUGGAAUCAAGUUCUACUAAAGUUAUCAAGGAACUUGAAUUCAAAUGCUUGCAGAUGUUACAAUUUGAAUUAAGCUUAAACGGAGACAAGUAUGAGAAUUGGUGUAAUGUUCUUAUGAUUUUCGGCUACGACUUUAUAAAAUGCCAUUUAAUCGAUCUGAACAACUCCAAUAUCAUGUGGGAAACCAAACAAGAAACCAUUGAAGUUAAAUUAACAAAAUGGACCAAGUUCUUUGCUGACUUCAAUGAAGAUAACUUGAACAUUCUUCAAAUCAAGUUUUCUCAAUACUUCAUCAAUCAAUUAAACAAGAAAAUCUUUAUUGUCAAAGAUGAAGAACCAAAAUUGUUAAAGCGUGCCCGAGUUGACGAUGUUCCUUGUCCGAAGAAACAAAGAGUAGUUUAA
This is a messenger RNA of Spathaspora passalidarum NRRL Y-27907, 891 nucleotides long. It is a transcript of the gene PCL5, whose product is annotated as Pcl5p. The transcript has a single exon. Gene Ontology annotation, biological process: regulation of cyclin-dependent protein serine/threonine kinase activity. Gene Ontology annotation, molecular function: protein kinase binding; cyclin-dependent protein serine/threonine kinase regulator activity. Gene Ontology annotation, cellular component: nucleus; cyclin-dependent protein kinase holoenzyme complex. The coding region runs from base 1 to 891 and encodes 296 amino acids. Lineage: Eukaryota; Fungi; Ascomycota; Pichiomycetes; Serinales; Debaryomycetaceae. The record is from RefSeq and is a predicted model, not a curated record.